Messenger RNA from Penicillium atrosanguineum, 1404 nucleotides. It is a transcript of the gene nsdD, whose product is annotated as GATA-type sexual development transcription factor NsdD. NCBI's taxonomy places the organism in Eukaryota, Fungi, Ascomycota, Eurotiomycetes, Eurotiales, Aspergillaceae. The transcript has 4 exons. The record is from RefSeq and is a predicted model, not a curated record. Gene Ontology annotation, molecular function: zinc ion binding; sequence-specific DNA binding. The coding region runs from base 1 to 1404 and encodes 467 amino acids. Gene Ontology annotation, biological process: regulation of DNA-templated transcription.
AUGGGGUCUUUGGAAGCCGCACCAAGGCACAGAGACCCUUUGCCCGCCAUCGGUGGUUUCAUAGGCAAGGACUCGGGGUUCAAACACCCUGUCUCAUCACCCAUCCCCCUUCACUCCUCCAGCAUGUAUUCCGGUCAACAAUUACCCUACUCCUACGCGUCCACGACCAACGCCCCCUCCCAACCCGGUUACAUCUCACCGCCAGAGUCGCGCCGGACCAUCGAGGAUGAAAAAGACAAGGCCACACCCCGCCAGUCCCUCCCAUCCAUUCACGAGGCUCUCGACCUUCCUUAUCCCGCUCCCACCUCCGCUCCUCAAUCACAAUCCGGUCUCACCGCACCACCAUCACAUCUGGUCGGGCGCUCCGGGGAGGGUCCGUCAGGGCCUCCGAACCCCUUCUCCAAUGGCCCGGCUUCGGGCUCCCUUAUGCGGGAAUCAGGCUACCCCCACCAGAACCAACUCCAAGCCGAGGCCUCGCGCAACAGUCUGGCCUCGAUUAACACGGCCGAUUCACGCAACCCGUCGCUCCACACCCUCAGCACCGGCAAGUCACCGACCCAGAGCGCCAAAACCGGCAUCACCUCGGUGACGGGCUCGCAGAAUUCCUCCGGUUACGAGUACAGUGCGCCGCCCUCUGCCGGCAGUGUCGCUUCCCCCAAUGGCUACACUCACUUCCCUCCCAACUACUCUUACCCUCAGCCGCCGAACGGCCCGUCAUACCCUCCGGCGCCCUACGAUAAUCGAUAUAUGAGUGCGCCGCGCGUGGACGAGGUCAAGGGUGGAUUUGUGGGCCGUCCGAUUCCUGGUCAGCCCCAUAGCGAUUCGGUGAAACGGCAUUUGGACGUCUACGAUGUGGAGACGUCUUUGAAUGAGAUCUCGGAGAUGAGCACACGAACACUUGACUUUUCACGGCACUACGCUGCCCGUGCACACCAAACACAACGGUCUGGCCCGAUCUUAGGGUCUCUACCCUCCCUCGGAGAAGUGGAAGACAUGCUCCAUAUGCAGCGUCGGAACCAAGAUGCGCUCAUCCGGAUACGGACGGCGGUCGUCAACCAGGAACAAGCGCUAGCGGAGCAGCUGGCGCAGCGCAAGGCCUACAAGCCCGGGGAAGACGAGCACAUGGCCAUGUACCAGGAAGAGUUCAAGGGCGCGGGUGGAUUCGCCGGAGCGGACUCGAAAAAACGGCGUGGAAAGGCGGCCCCUCCUGGUCGUUGCCACAGCUGUAACCGAGCCGAAACGCCGGAAUGGCGUCGGGGUCCAGAUGGUGCCCGAACGUUGUGUAACGCGUGCGGGCUUCACUAUGCCAAGCUCACACGAAAGAUGGGCGCGAACAAAGCGGCGACCCUGGGUUCGAAUCUGAAGCCGAAGACCCUCGACUCCGCAUCACCAACCAGUCAUUGA